AUGACGUGCCUGUUCCACGGACUCUCUUCCCCUGCACACUACCACCCCAGCCGCGGCAGUCUCGUCGAUCACGGUGGCAUUCUGCGCACCGGAUCGCCUCUGUAUCAGAAUCGCUACCGCCUCCUGUCUCGCUGGGGUCUCCGUUGGCGAUCAAUGUCGCUGCGCAAUGUGCGGGUUCGUCUCCGACGAGUUCGUCAGCGGCGUGACGAGCGAAAACGAGCUGCGCGCCGGGAAACCCUCAAGCAAAGUAUCGGGGGCCCUGUGUACGUGGCGUCCAGCACGACCAAUGGCGUCGUGCGGUGA
Messenger RNA from Penicillium canariense, 303 nucleotides. RefSeq lists its product as uncharacterized. The record is from RefSeq and is a predicted model, not a curated record. Lineage: Eukaryota; Fungi; Ascomycota; Eurotiomycetes; Eurotiales; Aspergillaceae. The transcript has a single exon. Bases 1 to 303 code for a protein of 100 amino acids.